AUGACUGUGCAGGGUCCUGAUGGGGGCAUUAUUCUUGCUGGGAAACCUGGCUUAGAAACUCAAAUCUCCUACUCCAGGGUUAAAGCUUCUGAUGCGGAUGCAGGACUCUAUGGCUUUGUGGAGUAUUCUCUUUAUGAUGGAUUCCAAAGCUAUGACGCGUCCCCAGCGUUCCAGAUCGACCCACAUGAUGGACGAAUCUGUGUUUCUCAAGAUAUCGAUAGGGAAAGGGAUCCAGCAACCUAUGACCUCCUGGUGAAAGCUAAGGAUGGGGGUGGACUAAGCGCCCAAGCUUUUGUCCGUGUGGAAAUGGAGGACGUGAAUGAUAAUGAACCUGUCUUUAAUCCGUCAACCUACGUGAUGAGCAUUAGCGGCCAGACCCAGCCAGGCACCGAGAUCAUCAACGUUCUUGCCACUGACAGGGAUUCUGGGAUAUACGGAACAGUGGCUUAUGAGCUCAUUCCCGGAGACCUGUCAUCCCUUUUCACCAUCGACUCCACUACAGGAAUUAUUUACUUAACGUCAACUCUUAGCCAUUUGGAAUCUACUACACUUUUGUUGAUGGUCUGCGCUCGAGAUGGUGGCGGGCUCACAUCUGUCGUCAAUGCUGACAUCACUAUACACAUUCUUCAGACAACACUGGCACCGGCUGAAUUUGAAAGGCCUAAGUAUACUUUCUCAGUUUAUGAAGAUGUACCUGAAGACAGUCCUGUGGGAACAGUGAAAGCAAAAGAGUCCUUGAAUUCCUCGGAACCAAUUUUUUAUAGAAUUUCCUCUGGUGAUUUGGACAGAAAGUUCUCUAUUCACCCUUGGCUAGGUGUCAUUCGAACCCAGAAGCCUCUGGAUCAUGAAACACAGCCCGUGGUUGUGCUCACAGUGCAGGCUCAGCUUGGCAGCUCCCCCGCCUACAGCAGUACAGAGGUCAACAUAACUGUAAUUGAUGUCAAUGACAACCAUCCGGUAUUUCCCAAAGCCUCUGAUGAGAUUCAGAUCCCUCAGACCACAUUUCCUGGCACAGCCCUGUACCUCGCCCGUGCACAAGACAAAGACAGUGGGAAGAAUGGAUUCAUCAGAUAUACGAUCGCAAGCCAGAAUCCAAGCAUCUUUGCCAUCGACUCAGGGCUCGGGGCGGUGUACCUCAAUGAGAGUCUGGGAAGUCACGUGCCCCGGAAGUGCACGCUAACUCUGGUGGCCCAGGAUCUGGGCGUUCCUCCUCGGGCAUCCCUGUUAGUGCUGACAGUUGCGAUUGAAGAGCAGGAGCAAAGCCCAUCUUUGGCUUUUGAAAACUUGGUCUAUCAAGUGGAAGUUAGCGAGUGUCUCUCGUUGAUGACCCAAAUCCUGCAAAUACAGGCCUACCCGCUUGGCCCACAGCGCACAAGCUCGCCGCUCCUGUACUCACUGGAGCCCAGCACGGACUCCGCUGUGUUUGGCGUCCGCCCUGACACAGGCUGGAUUUAUUUGCGGCGACAGCUAGACUAUGAAUCCACACAGACAUAUAAUUUUAGAGCGUUUGCCUGGAUCCCGGAGGACAGAUUGUCGCAAAAUGUGAGCACUUCAGUAAUUGUUCAUGUCCUGGAUGAGAAUGACAAUUCCCCUACCUUCUUGCAUGAUGUGUUGUUUUUGAAAGUCGAGGAGAGCCCUGUUCCCCAAGGGGUAAUAGGCAAAAUUACAGCCAUUGACAGAGACUCGGGAAAGAAUGGACAGCUGUCAUAUUUCCUUUUGUCUGAUGGAAAAUUCUUCAAGAUGAAUCCUAAUACAGGUGAAUUUAUCAGUUGGGUGGCACUGGAUCACGAGCUUCAGGGACACCACCAGGUGACUGUCCUGGUGACCGAUCAUGGCUCCCCGCCACGGAACGCCACCAUGGUGGUUUACGUCUCUGUGACUGACGUCAAUGAUAACAGCCCAUAUUUCCCACAGUGUCUCCCUGGAGAGGAAUUACACGUCAAGGUUCUGGAAGGUCAACCAGUAAAUAUGUUGGUUACAACUGUGUUUGCAAAGGAUUUUGACGAAGGAAACAACGCGGAAGUUGUAUAUUCAGUAUCUUCAGAAGACAGUUCUGAUCACUUCAAGAUUGAUGCCAACAGUGGUGAAAUAAGAACAACCACCAUCCUUUCAUAUGACCGUAGACCUUCCUACAGGAUGACCGUCAUUGCCAGUGACCAGGGAGUGCCUCCUCUUCAAGGCCAGGCAGUCAUUAAUAUCCAGGUGAUACCACUAUCUAAAGGGAGAGCUAUCAUUUCUCAGAAUAUUAGACACUUAGUUUUACCUGAAAACCUGAAGCCCACAAAAAUAAUGAGCUUGAUAAAGUCACCCGAUCACCUUCAACAACAUCAUAAUGGAAAGUUACAUUUUAGUAUUGCUGAAGAUGACAAGGAUGGUCACUUCGAAGUCGACAGCUCAACAGGGGACUUGUUCCUUUCUAAGGAACUUGAUUAUGAAAUGACAUCUCAUUACCUUUUCAGGGUGGUUACUAAAGACCAUAGCAAAACCCCUCCCCUAAAUAGCACAGUCUUCCUUAGUAUUGAUGUGGAGGAUCAGAAUGACCAUUCCCCAUUUUUCCAAGAAGAGUUCGUUGUGAUAAGUGUCGAAGAGAAUGUCCCUAUAGGGACUCUGGUGCAUAUCUUCAAUGCCAAAGAUGGGGAUGGCAGUUUUUUGAACAGUAGAAUUCAAUACUUCAUUGAAUCCCACCACCCUGGAAUGAGUCCAUUUCUCAUCCACCCUUCAUUUGGCACAUUAGUCACUGCAUCCCCCCUUGACAGAGAGAGGGUUCCAACUGUCAUCCUGACAAUAACUGCAUCGGAUCAGGCUGCAAAUGUGACAGACCGGCGAUUGAGAUCACUGAUGGCAAAGGUUGUGAUUUUGGAUAUAAAUGACCACAGCCCCACUUUUAUGUCUUUCCCCAUUGCCCACAUCAAAGAGGAUGCCACGGUGGGCUCCUUGGUGCACCACAUAAGUGCUCAAGAUCCAGAUGAAGGAAGGAAUGGAAGAGUGACAUACAGCAUCAUCUCAGGAAAUGAAAACAUGGCCUUUAUGCUAGACAAGUCAUCAGGCUUACUCACAACCACCUGUCCUUUGGACUAUGAAAUAAAAGCUCAGCACAUACUGACCCUUCUGGCACUGGAUGACGGCAUACCAGCACUUUCUUCAUCCCAGACUUUGACGAUUACCGUUCUUGACGUUAAUGAUGAGGCACCUGUGUUUCAGCAGAAGCUGUAUGAAGCUUCAGUUAAAGAAAACCAAAAUCCGGGGCAGUUUGUCACAAGGGUUGAAGCUAUGGACAGAGAUUCAGGAAUCAAUUCCAAGUUUCAGUUUGAAAUCAUGCCAGGUGCUUCAUCUGGGUUCUUCAAGAUAAAUCCUGACACAGGAGUGGUAGUGACCACCACCGCACUUGACAGAGAAGUUCGGGAAGUUUUCAGCCUUCGAGUACUCGUACGAGAUGGAGGGGUCCCUUCGUUAUCCAGCACCGCGACAAUUCUCUGUACCGUAGAAGAUGAAAACGAUCACGCACCAGAGAUUAUUGUCCCUGGUCAUGACAUCGAGGUUCUGGAAAACCAGGAGCCAGGGGUUGUCUACACUGUUUUGGCUUCUGAUAUGGAUGCUGGCAAUAAUGGAGCUGUCAGGUAUCGCGUAAUUGAUGGAAAUACGGACGGAUACUUUGCUAUUAAUGAAACUUCAGGAGAACUCUCAACCACUCACGCUUUGGACCGGGAGCAGAUCAGCAAUUUUACCCUAGUCAUCCUGUGCUCUGAUCUGGGGGAUCCACCUAGGACAUCUCUAGUGCAGCUGCAGGUUAGAGUUUUGGAUGACAAUGACCAUGGCCCGUCCUUCCCCACGCUGCUUUACCAGGCCUCCGUGAGAGAAGAUGCUCAAGUGGGCACAGUGGUUCUUGUGCUGUCUGCCAUGGACAGGGAUGAAGGUCUGAAUGGACAAACUGAGUAUUUUCUGGUGGAUGAGACUUCCGGGGCAUUCACCAUUGAUGCCGUGGCAGGUACAUUGAGAACCCGCCACACCCUGGACCGAGAAGCCAGAUCUCAGCAUAUGUUCAGGGCUGCGGCCAGAGACCGUAGUGUCCAGGGCUCAAGAAGCACCACGGUCAUUAUAAAAGUACACGUCAUGGAUGUCAAUGACAAUGACCCAGUUUGGGGGCAGAACCCCUUUGAAAUUUUUCUUUUCCCCCAGUCACCUACUAACCAGACAACUGCUGUUCUGACAGCCAGUGACCCUGACUUGGGACCCAAUGGAACUGUCAUUUUUAGUUUUGCAGAGACCCAGUCCAUGUUUUCUAUUGAUAAAUAUACAGGAGAAGUCCGACUUCAGCACUGCCCAUCUUCGGAAUAUUUUCCAAUCUGGCUGCAGUUACAAGUUAGGGACCAAGGGGUCCCAGCUAGGAUGACCACUGGCCUCUUAGUUGUUCACAUGGAGGGAGAAGAUGUAAAGAUUUCCUUCAGCCACCAUCUGUAUAAAGGGACUGUGACCGAAAAUUGUGAUGCAGGUACUUCUAUUGUGACUGUAGCAGCUGUUGCUCCCGACCCAAUACAAGACAGCAUUAAAUAUUCCAUUUUUAGUGGAAAUGAAGAUGGGGUUUUUUCCCUGUGCUCCAGCUCAGGAGAACUCACUGUGAAAGAACCCAAGUUUCUCGAUUUUGAAGUCAGACAUGAAGUACGACUCAUCGUUUUAGCGGAAAGCAGGGGGCACAGAGCCUACAGCAAAGUAGCAGUCCUGAUACAAGAUGUGAAUGAUAACUUACCAUGCUUUGAGCAAAGCGUUUACCACGUGUCAGUGUCUGAAGGCCAGUUCCACAAUGCUCCCAUCAUACAGGUUUUUGCAGCGGACCCAGACAGUGGGAUGAAUGGCCUCCCUGAGUAUUCCAUUCUGUCUGGCAACCAAGGGGAAGCGUUCCGCAUCGACACGCUGAGCGGUGUGAUCACAGCAAAUGCGCUUCUAGAUUACGAACUCACCAGCUCUUACAGCUUGACUGUGCAAGCCACAGAUAAAGGGAUGCCCAGGCUUUCUAGUACAAGUGUGAUCAAGAUACAGGUGACUGAUAUAAAUGACAAUGCCCCAGCUUUUCUCCUCUCUGAAGCAGUGGAAAUUGCAGAAAAUUCUUUGCCUGGUGUAGUUGUGACUCAGAUAUCAGUUCAUGAUGUGGAUUUGAAUCCAGCUUUCAUCUUCAAUUUCGCCAAAGAGAGUAAUCCUGGAACCAAGUUUGCUAUUGAUCGAAAUACUGGAACAGUGGUGCUAGUGAAAACAUUGGAUUUUGAAGAAGCUUCCGAAUAUGAGCUGUUCAUCCAAAUUUCGGAUACCAUGCAUGAAACAGAGGGAAUGCUCGUUGUCCGUGUGGUGGACGUCAAUGAUAACCCACCUGUAUUUUCUCAAGAUUCUUACCAGGUCACUGUUCCCGAAUUGGUGCCUGUGGGAUACUCAGUGCUGACCGUGGCAGCCACGGAUGUAGAAAGCAAUGAGAACAUUACUUACAGAAUCCUUUCCUCUUCUAGGGAAUUUUCAAUUGAUCCAAUGAAUGGCACAAUAUUUACUAUCAAUCCUAUAUUACUUCUGGAUAAAAAAUCAACAAUUCAGUUUCUUGUUGAAGCCAGUGAUGGUGGAAUUCCUGACCUGAGGGCUCUCACCUUAGUAGAGAUAGAAAUGCAAGAUAUGAACAAUUAUGCUCCUGAGUUUGCAGUAGAAUAUUAUAAUCUCAGCUUGAGGGAAGAUGCUCAAAUUGGAGGCACGCUUGUCACAUUUUCCACCAUUGACCAUGACUGGACCCGUGAAAACACACAUGCUGAUUAUUCCAUCAUCAGUGGUAAUUCACAGAACAAUUUCCAUGUGGAAACUAGUUUCAUUCAUUCAGAAUAUCCUUAUAAGCAAGUUGGUUACCUGGUGUUGCUUCAUAGUCUAGAUAGAGAAGCAGCUGCCAGUCACAAGCUUGUCAUUCUGGCAUCUGACCAUGGCUUCCCUCCAUUGAGCUCCACAGCCACUGUAGCAAUAGAAGUACUUGAUGUCAAUGAUAAUCCUCCGAAAUUCCACAGUCUGAAAUACCACGCCCAUGUCAAGGAAAGCACCCCCCUGGGGAGUCACAUCACUGUGGUCUCUGCAACUGACCGUGACGUGGGUUCACAUGCAGAAAUCAUCUACCACAUAAUCUCUGGAAAUGAGAAGGGGCAUUUUCACUUGGAAGAAACAACUGGAGUUCUUUAUUUGAUUAAACCUCUGGAUUAUGAAGAAACGACAAAAUUCACUUUAACUGUUCAAGCUUCAGACGAAGAAAAGAAGCAUUUUUCUUUCACAGUUGUGUUCAUCAAUGUCCUGGAUGAUAAUGACCAUGCACCCCAGUUUAUGUUCUCAAGCUUAACUUGUGCCGUUCCUGAAAAUGUGCCUGUUUUUUCCACUGUAUGUUCUGUACGUGCUUCGGAUUCUGACGCGGGUCCUUACGGAGAACUGGUCUAUUCUGUGGUGUCACCCUGUUCCGUCACUCAUGGGCUGCCUCGUGAUCGUGAUCCCUUCCUCAUUGACCCUUUAACAGGAGAUAUUCACACUCAGCAAGUCCUUGACUAUGAGAAUGACAGUAAGUACUGUCUCACAGUGCAGGCAAAAGACAAAGGGGACUCAACAGCCACUUUAAUGGUUUGGCUGGAUAUCGAAGGGAUAGAUGAGUUUGAACCCAUUUUUACUCAAGAGGAGUAUUUUUUCAACCUUCCAGAGAAGAAUAAAGCCAGAGAGCUGAUUGGCAGAGUGGAAGCGUCAGAUGCAGAUGCAGGUAUGGAUGGAGUUGUUCUCUACUCUUUGGAGACGCCAUCGCCUUUCUUUCUAGUGAAUAAAACUAAUGGAAAUAUCUAUUUGAUCGGAGCACCUCCCCUAAUAAGAAGUCAGUUCCGUGAACAAGACACCAUUGAAAUGAAAAUCAUCGCUCAUAGCCCCAAACCAGAGUCCAAGUUCACAGUCUGUACUGUUUUCGUGAACAUGUCUUCUUUCUCAGAAGGACAACACUCAGUCGUAUCGGGCAGCGGCUUUUCGAUCAGCCUCAUAGUCUCCUUUUUAGUGUUUCUGAUACUCAUCUUCAUUCUGAUUGUACUGAUUUUAAGACAUAAACAAAAAGACACAACAAGCAAUUACGAAGAAAAGAAAACAUCAUCAUCCUUAGAUAUCAGUUUGAGACUGACCACAGACGGCAGCAUGCUCAAGACCUUCCAGAAAACUAACGAGGGCGGUAAUGAGGCAGUGCCCGUGGCCUCCCUGCCUGAGUGGUUGAGCUUAAUAAGUAUCAUGGAGAAGGACAUUGUGAAUCUGUACAGGCACUCAAACUCCAGUGGCCACUGUUCUGUGGAAGGAGAAACUGCAGAAGAUAAAGAAAUCCAGAGGAUAAACGAGCAUCCUUACAGAAAAGAUGCUGGCUCAGCUCUGAGCGACCGGGAGUCCAGGGUCCCAGAUUCUGGAAUCCCAAGGGACUCGGACCAGCUCUCUUGCUUGUCUGGAGAAACUGAUGUGGUGCUCAUUGCUGAAAGAGCAGAAACCAGCCACGCAUUUGAGGAAGAAGAUCGAGAAGGCUGUGGCACAACUUAUGUUCAAAAUAAUGUGUUAACCCAGACAUUAAAGAGGAGAGAGAUAAAAGAGAGCAUCCAGGCUGAUGUCAGGAGAGCGUCUGUCUUUAUUUCAGAAGAUCAGGAAGCAAGGUGCGCGGCUCCUUCUACCCAGAGAACCUCUAAUCACGAUGUGAGAAGCAACUACCACUGGGAUUAUCUCCUCAGCUGGGAACCCAAGUUCCAACCUCUCGCCUUGGUAUUUAACGAUAUUGCAAAACUAAAGGACGAACAUUUACAGACACCUGGCAUUCCUAAAGAGAAGUCUUUGGUUUUCCCACCACCUUUGAUUACCGCAGUCGCCCAGCCCGGGAUUAAAGCAGUUCCACCACGAAUGCCAGCCAGAAUCCCGGGGCAAGUGUUUCACAAAUACCCACACUCCCCACUUCCCUACCAUCUCACUUCUCUGCCUGAAGCCAUGACUCCCAGCUUUUCUCCAUCUCUUUUCCUGCUGACCGCACAGACCCCUGCCGUGACCCCACGGUCAUCACGCGGCGAAUCAUCAGGAACACAUCUGAGUGGUACAGGUCAUGAACUUAAAGCAGAAGAUGAAGUUGAAAUAUAACAUGAUUGUGAUGUCAAAGCAGCUGCCCACCAUUGGUCGUGAAUGGUUGAACAAGACAUUCUUAAGCUAGCUCUUCAAGAUUGGUUAAAAUGCAGUCAGGGUUUUUAGUAUCUCCUCAUUUAAGUUUCUCAAAUUUUGUCCAGCCUUAAUGAGAAGUAACCCCCUCUUUUAACCUUUCUGUUUUGCUCUCAGGACUCAAGUUUGUAUGUAUAAGUAGUGUAUAUCCUGUCAUACCUGGUUUUCUGUAUGAUUUAAUCUCCAAAGGACACCAUGAACUAGAAUGACUGCCAAAAUGUUUCUAGGAAAAUAAGUACAGUGCAGUCCAGUCACAUUACUGCUGAUUACACUGCUAUAUCUAAAAUACAUUAGCAAAGACUGAAUAAGGAAUGAAUGUAGGACAGAAAAUAAUGGAGAGGGGAAAUGGGAAACAAUAAACUUAAAUGUUAAAAUGAAGUGAUUUUUCUGUAGAUCUGGUGUGUUUAGAGAUAUAUUUCUCUCCUUUCCCCAUAUGCCACACUUAAGGAGUUUUGCCAUAAUUUGAAUUUUAAUAUGGUGUCUUUUGAAAAUCUAAUGAGAAAUUAAGAAUGAAGUCUAUCAUAACUGUGCCAAAUAAGAAAAUUAUUCCUGAUUAAGUGAACCAGAAAUGCAUGUUCUUGACAGAGGGCCAGGAUUGAUAGAAGCAAUAAGUAUAUGGUUGAUUGCCACCCAGGACAUAUUUGCUUGGCCUUCUUUAUAAACAGAGUGAUGGUUUGUUUGUUUAU
Molecule: messenger RNA, 8900 nt
Organism: Ailuropoda melanoleuca (giant panda)
Lineage: Eukaryota; Metazoa; Chordata; Mammalia; Carnivora; Ursidae
Product: protocadherin-23
Exons: 20
Coding region: 1-8139 (2712 amino acids)
Biological process (GO): homophilic cell-cell adhesion; cell migration; multicellular organism development
Cellular component (GO): plasma membrane; catenin complex
Molecular function (GO): calcium ion binding; beta-catenin binding; cadherin binding
Source: RefSeq, a predicted model, not a curated record